Molecule: messenger RNA, 2167 nt
Organism: Periophthalmus magnuspinnatus
Lineage: Eukaryota; Metazoa; Chordata; Actinopteri; Gobiiformes; Gobiidae
Gene: stk16
Product: serine/threonine kinase 16
Exons: 8
Coding region: 147-1064 (305 amino acids)
Biological process (GO): protein phosphorylation
Cellular component (GO): Golgi apparatus; cytoplasm
Molecular function (GO): ATP binding; protein serine/threonine kinase activity
Source: RefSeq, a predicted model, not a curated record
GCGCCAUGGGACAUCAGUGCUCUCAUUAUAACCCACGAUGAAGAUGCCGAGCCAAGCAGCUAGUCGAAGCUAACUGAGAAAACAAAGCACCAAACAUGAAAAUAAGAGGUUUUUGAAGUUUGGUGCUCAGCAAUGCAAUAGUAGCUAUGGGACAGAGUAUGUGCAUAUGCUCCCGUGGAUUCAUCACAGUAGAUAACAAGAAAUACUACUUUGUUCAGAAGCUAGAUGAAGGUGGAUUCAGUUACGUGGAUCUGGUGGAAGGUGUAAAAGAUGGGCACUUUUAUGCCCUGAAGAGGAUCCUGUGCCAUGAUCGUGAGGGACGGCAGGAGGCACAGAUGGAGAUCGAGAUGCACCAAAUGUUUAACCAUCCAAACAUCUUGAGUCUGGUGGCACACACUUUUGUCGAACGUGGCGGCAAAACUGAAGCAUGGUUACUCCUCCCUUACAUGAGUAAGGGAAGUUUGUGGUCAGUUCUUGAGAAACUAAGAGACAAAGGAAGUUUAAUGCCUGAAAAACAAAUUCUGCAAAUUUUUCGAGGUAUCUGUGCUGGACUUAAGGCAAUCCAUGAGAGGGGCUAUGCACACAGAGACAUAAAACCUACAAAUGUGCUUCUGGAUGAAAAUGACAAGCCAGUAUUGAUGGAUAUGGGAUCGAUGAACCGAGCCAGGAUAGAGGUCAGAGGAAGCAGGGAGGCAAUGAGCAUUCAGGACUGGGCAGCACAGCGCUGUACUAUUUCGUACAGAGCUCCUGAACUGUUCAAUGUGGAGAGCCACUGCAUUAUUGAUGAGCGCACUGAUAUCUGGUCACUCGGCUGUGUGCUGUAUUGUAUGAUGAUGCAGGAGGGACCUUAUGACCUCAUCUUUCAAAAAGGCGACAGUGUGGCCCUCGCCGUGCAGAACCCAGUGACCAUCCCACAGUCUUGUCGUUACUCUGAGGGCCUGAAAGUCCUGCUGAGCUCCAUGAUGGUGACAAACCCUCAGGAGAGACCAAACAUCAGCUGGGUCUUGGACCAGGUACAGGACCUACAGAGCUGCAGCCCCAACACUCAAACCAACAUGGUCUGAUGAAGCUCUGUCUUUGUACCUUCAUACCUCUUGUUUUAAGGACAGUGGAUAUUGAUGGUACUCUUUGUAAUGCCUGUAAUUAUAGCCUUGUUUUUAACAUUAAGUGCUAUUUGUUUUGACAUGUUAUUUUUGUGAUUUGUCAAUCAUUUUAUGAAAAACUUUACCUCUUGUCCUUUUAUUGAAGUGACCUAAAUGUAUACAUUUUUACAUGAUUUACAUUCCCUGGAUUAUGGAGUUUCAAAUGUGUAUAUAUAUAUUUUAUUUUUUAUUUUGAGUGUCGUUCAUGUGCAGUGCUGCUUUUAAACACAUGGUGGGGCUGCAUCAUCAAGUUUGCCAUAGACUGAAUCAGAAUCAGAAGACUUUUAUUGCCAUAGUCUGUGAACACAGUUCACAAACUAGGAACUUGCUUUGGUGAAAAAGUGCAACAUAAACACACUUAAUAAAUACAAAUGCAAAUCAGGGCAUGCACAAAGUUAAAAAGAUAUGCUUAAAAAAUCAAAUGAAAUACUUAAAGGGAGAAAAUAUAUACAACAGCAGCAUCAGAACAACAGUGCAAAGUGGCUUAUUAAAGUGACCGGUGAAGACAUCAUGAAAAAAAUCAGUUCAAGCUGAUUUUGAAUCUUUAUGUAAAAUGUAUUUCAUUGCUUGGAUUGUUCAAAUAGGAACACCUUGAAUGUUGCAUUGUCUCAAUAAUAACCACAGACUACACUUUUUUUUGCAUUUUUGGACAGGCAUCACAGCAGUACUAUAGCGAGAAUCAAGCCUCAAAUAUGGUUUAUACUUUUAUUUUUUACCCUUUAAUUCCUGAAAUAUAAUAAGUAUUGUUUUGUUCAGUUUUCUCAGGGUUCACUGAAAUCUCAGUAGUAUGUUUUUAAAAUCUUUUGGUUGGUUGUAUGAUGAUUUGGAGCAUUUAUUUCAAUCCUUAAUGCUUUUUUAUGACAGCGACUUGGACCUUAAUAGACACUUGGUGGUAAAAUUGUACAUUUGACUGUUGAAAGUUAAACCUAACGACAUAUUUAUUGGAUAUGUCACAUGACUUUGUUGUGUACUUGUUUGUUAAUACAGGUAUCACCCUGAUGAUAAAUUAAAGCUUUGCAUUUGAG